Molecule: messenger RNA, 1645 nt
Organism: Chaetomium fimeti
Lineage: Eukaryota; Fungi; Ascomycota; Sordariomycetes; Sordariales; Chaetomiaceae
Exons: 7
Coding region: 1-1590 (529 amino acids)
Source: RefSeq, a predicted model, not a curated record
AUGAGCAUCUUUGUGAAUUACGACGGUCCGAAACUGGACAAGGACCAAAAGCGCGUUGUUAGGUCGAGGGCCAUGGUCGUAGUCCGCGGUCGACGGAAGCAGGCUGAAUGUCAGGUCAAGUCCCGUCGUGGUACCCCUAAGCGUCUGGGGAGAGCCCCUGAUGAAGAAAGAGGACGUACUGUCAGUUUAGCUCCGGCCCGAAAUGACAGCAGCGGUAACGGCGGCCACUUAGAUUCGUUCGAGGACGACAUGCAGCAGGCGUUGGUUGCACAAGAGCCAGCCACCAGCUCCCGGUCUGUCGCGAACAGCAGUCGCAAGCGCGACAAGACAUGGAUGGCCGUUACACGGCAGCGCCGCCCUAACUUGAAUCCAUACGACCUCCGCGGCGCACCGCCGCAGUCCACCCACAUGACGGGCGUCGACGCCCGCACCUUUCAGGAUUACCUCAGCCGGUGCGGGUCAUACUCGUCCUAUCUUGACGAAGCUUUUGUGCUGGUCGGGUUUCAGCAACCCAGCUAUUUCCGCCCGGACCUGUCUAAGGCGGCCUGUAUUUACAUCGGCUGGCUCCUGACGGCGGGCGUGCUGGAUGCCGUCCGUGGGACUCAGGAUAUUACUUACCCGUACUACGAAUACCAGGCCGUGCGGGAGUUGCAAAAGUUUGUCGACGAUGCCGAUGCGAAGCAGUUGCACGAGGUGGUGUAUCCGGUGGUCAUCCUGGGCAUGUUUGAGAUGGUCCGCUUCAGCCCCCGCACGAUCACGCAUCUGGCUGCCGUAGAGGGAUUCAUCAAGUCCCGUGGAGGGCUCCACACGAUGCCCGAUGUCAUGCAGCACAUCGUCCUGAUGGCCGACACGCUGCAAUGCAUCUGCCUCUCCACGCCGCUCGCCUUCAGCACUCUCGGCACAGCCCCCACCCCACACCUAACCACAUCACCCGCCUUCCCAGCCGGCAACCAGCUCCGCUCCUGCCCACUACUGCUCUGCGACGGCGAGGCUCUCUCCCUCGCAGCGCAGUACACCGACCCUUCCAUCCGCCCGGGCCUCGUCACCGCCCUGCAGGACGCCCACGACGCCUUCCGCGGCUUCUUUGGCUACCCUUCAUCCCUGCCUGGCCCCGCCUCCCCCUCCACGUGGAGCAGCAGCAGCACUGCGGUGGGCGAGGAGGCGGACGACGGCGUACCUCCGGUUGUCCCGAACAGCGUGCCGGCCCGCCUGCUGGAGACGUGCGCCCUGGCGGCGCGCAUCAUGCGCAACACCCUGACGGACGGGCUGGACGGGUUGGAUGACCCCCGGAAUGGGCUUGAUGUGCUAGUCAUGUAUGAGAAUGUGCGGUUUGUGGGGUUGAAGGCGUGGACGGGGCUGCCGUAUGUUUAUGUUUGGGUUAACCUCAUCGGGUUUGCCGCCUCUCGGGAUAUGCGCAUGAGAUCGUACUUCAUUGCUGAGGUUGUUCGCUGCGCUUUCAGCUACGGCUGCUACCAGAUGGAGGUCUUCCAGGCUGUGCUUUGGAACUUUCUUCAUCUCCGCAACGUGAUCGAGGGCGGCAAGAUGGCCCUGGCCGCUUUUGCCACUGGAAAAGUCCUGGGCCCGUUGUAAAGCGGUUUUUGUUCUGGUCGUUAAUUUAAACUACUGCCUAGAGAGACGAGGACGG